Pichia kudriavzevii is the source of this 1836-nucleotide messenger RNA. RefSeq lists its product as uncharacterized. Gene Ontology annotation, biological process: transmembrane transport; carbohydrate transport. Lineage: Eukaryota; Fungi; Ascomycota; Pichiomycetes; Pichiales; Pichiaceae. Gene Ontology annotation, cellular component: membrane. Gene Ontology annotation, molecular function: carbohydrate:proton symporter activity. The record is from RefSeq and is a predicted model, not a curated record. The transcript has a single exon. Bases 1 to 1836 code for a protein of 611 amino acids.
AUGACAGUCAAAACAAAGACUUUUUCAAAAGAAGACAAAAGUUUUGACGUUGAGAAUGGUCAAUUAGGUCAACCAUCUACUUCAACAGAAUCAUGGUCUCAGGAUCAAAAAAUCUCGACUAAUACUCCUCUUUUACCACAACUUGAAGAGAAUCAUUUUUCAAUGACCAAAUAUGCAAUGUUCUCUAACAUUGCAACCCUUGGUUUAAAAGGCAAGAUUUUACAACAUACUAUCACAUUUGCUUGCGUUGUUUGCUUCUCCUUGUUUGGCUAUGAUCAGGGUUUAAUGGCAGGUAUAAUCACUGCACCGCAAUUUGUCGAAACUUUCCCUGCUGUUGGUGGUGUUUCUCAUCACACAACAGUCGUUCAGGGUGCGGUUACCUCUUGUUAUGAGCUAGGCUGCUUUUUUGGAGCUUUAAGUGCCAUGUAUUUUGGAGGCAAAUGGGGGAGAAAAAGAAUGAUUAUGUUUGGCUGUGUAAUCAUUAUUAUGGGUACGUUUAUUUCUAUUUUUCCAUUCAAAGGUCACUGGGCUUUAGGACAUUUCAUUAUAGCUAGAAGUUUCACAGGGUUUGGUAACGGUUUCAACACUGCAACAAUCCCGGUUUAUCAAUCGGAAUUAUCUGAUGCCACAAAUAGAGGUUUUAUGGUUACUUUUGAGGGAUGUAUGGUUGCUGUUGGUACCACAACAGCCUAUUGGAUUGUUUUUGGUCUUUCCUAUGCUAAAGGCUCUAUAUCUUGGAGGUUACCACUUGCCUUACAAGUUGUUUAUGCUGGUCUCUGUUUUUUUUUGAUGAUCGGCCUACCUGAAUCUCCAAGAUUCUUAAUCACCAAAGAUAAGAUCGAAGAAGCACGUUAUGUCUUGGCCCAACUCCAUGACACUUCAAUCAAUGACCCAGAUUUGUUAGAAGAAGUUAUUCUUGUUAGAGAUGCUAACAACAGAUUUUCCAAACGUAUCACUCUUAAGGAAUUCUUCACCCCCUCUAAACAUCAGUAUCUGAAUAGAGUACUUAUCGGGUCUUCAAGUCAGUUCUUCCAACAAUUCACCGGUUGUAAUGCAGCCAUCUACUAUUCAACUGUUUUGUUUGAAACGACUGUUGGGUUGAGCAGACGGAUGGCGUUGACUCUAGGUGGAGUUUUUUCAUCCAUCUAUACAUGUUUUACAGUUCUUGCAUUUUUCCUAAUAGAAAGAGUAGGUAGGAGAAAACUAUUUUUUACAGGAGCAAUUGGACAAGGAUCCUCCUUCAUAAUAGCAUUUGGAUGUUUGGUGCAUGACACAAAAGAAAAUGCUAAAGGUGCUGCAGUGGGCUUGUUUUUAUUCAUUUGUAUAUUUGGCUUUACUAUAUUGCCUCUACCUUGGCUAUACCCACCAGAAAUCAAUUCCAUGAGAACAAGAACCAUGGCUGCUUCGGCAUCAACAUGUACAAACUGGUUAUCUAACUUUGCCGUCGUAAUGUUCACUCCAAUCUUCAUCAACAGAACUAGAUGGGGUUGUUAUUUGUUCUUUGCAGCUAUGAACUUCAUCUACGUUCCAAUUAUCUAUAUGUUUUACCCAGAAACUGCUGGUAGAUCGUUGGAAGAAAUCGAUAUCAUUUUUGCUAAGGCUUUUGUUGAGAAGAAACCAGCUUUCAUUGUUGCCCAACAACUGCCAAAGCUUUCAAACAAGGAAAUUGAAAGAGAAGGUAUCGAGCUUGGCCUAUACGAAGAUGAAAACGAUUUCUCUGAAUGGGGUUACGAAACCGAUGCUAUCACCAAGCGUCGUCCAGUUCACUCACGUCAAAACACUCAACAAACUUUAAGAACGGUCCCUGCUAGUACAACUCCUGCAGAGAAAACAUAA